Messenger RNA from Suillus discolor, 1449 nucleotides. RefSeq lists its product as uncharacterized. Gene Ontology annotation, molecular function: protein binding; 7S RNA binding; ribosome binding. Gene Ontology annotation, biological process: SRP-dependent cotranslational protein targeting to membrane. Gene Ontology annotation, cellular component: signal recognition particle, endoplasmic reticulum targeting. The record is from RefSeq and is a predicted model, not a curated record. Bases 109 to 1065 code for a protein of 318 amino acids. Lineage: Eukaryota; Fungi; Basidiomycota; Agaricomycetes; Boletales; Suillaceae. The transcript is spliced from 5 exons.
AGUGAAGGGAAUCGGGUUGAUUAUGUCACAUUUAAUUCAAGAAAGGAAGUGUGACACGUGGCUCACGACUUCGUUCAUCGCUGCCAACGACUCCGACGCUGACCAAAGAUGCCGCCUAAACCUGUCCCAGCCAAGGCAGGUCAGACAUCUUCCAAGACUCCUUCAAGACAGCGUCGUCCACAAAAGCAGCAGCCUGCUCCACUGACGGAUAGACUAAAACGUCUGUUUACUUCCCUCUGCGCUCAAGUUGAUGGUGGGCACUUCACAAAUGCGAUUCGUACAUGCAAUAAGAUCUUACGUCUAGAUCCAGGCGAUCGCGAUGCACUACGGACGAAGCUCUUCCUGCUACUUCAAACCGAGCAGUACGAUACCGCCCUUACACUUAUCGCCGAAAUAAAUGAACAGUGUUUAUUUGAGCGGUCAUACGCAUUAUAUCGUCUUCAGCGAGAAGAAGAUUCUGUCCAGGUGCUAAAGGAAAUAAAGAGCAUUGGGAAAGAGGCAGAGCAAAGAGGCGCGAUGCACUUGGAGGCUCAGUUAAGCUAUCGCCAAGGAUCGUACCAGUCAUCCCUGGACAUCUACAACGAACUUCUUGAAACAGCUGAUCAUUCUUCAGAUGAACAUGCAGACAUUCUCACCAAUCUACCAGCCUCCCAAUCGCACCAGGAUUUCAUCACAACUACAUUUAUGCAAGCUAUGUCUCAACUCCCCAGCUCUAUCGCCUCAACGUUAGAAUCUGCGCCACCACCUGUUCUCUCCCAACCAGCUUCGAUUCUCGCUCCUGUGGAAGAACCUACGAAAAAGCCGGAGGCUGUGGAAACCAAAAAGAAAUUGCGGACGAAACGUGUGCCGAAGGGGAUCAUACCAGGCGUGUCGCCCCCGCCGGAUCCAGAAAGAUGGUUGAAGAAGUCUGAACGAACUAGCUAUACACAAGGGAAAAAACGGAGGGGUGCAGGAGGUGGUGCAACCCAGGGUGCAACUGUUGGCGCUGAAAGUGGCACUGUUUCUGCCGCCAUAUCGCACGGAGGAAAGACUGGUGGGAAAGGCAAGGGAGGGAAGAAAAAAUAGUGGAACGGCACGAUUACGAGCGAGCUAUAUCUCUCACUUCCAUGACAUAUGAGAUUCUUCGGGUAGAUGGAUGGAAAACUUGUCUUGUUGCAAGGGGCAUCGGAGUGCUACUUCGACGGGGGGAAACCGCUCGUCCUCCUGGCCGCGACAUGUGGGGGGACAAGAGAACUGAUUGACAUUGAAAUCUCCGGAGCUGAUCCCCCACAAGAAGAAAACAAAAUUGUAGUUGGAAAGGGAGCUAUCGGCACCGUGUACCUUGCAUGUUAAUUAUAUUUGUUCAUGUACGAUCACUCUGACGAGAUGGAUUACGUAGAACAAUCGCCAUAGGUUCAGACUUGAACAUUUGAAGCUUGAACUAUCGCAUGUAACUUUACUAUCCUUGCU